GUUAAAAUGUUAUUGGAAAUUAGUAAACCUAUUCAAGAAGAGACAUACACUUCACUGUGCAAUCCAUAAAAUCUAUGUCUAGAUAUCAUAUAAAUACUGUCAAAGUAUCAAAAUACUUUUGAUAGAGCGCCAGAGAUAAGUGGGACAGAGGAGAUUUGUAAAAUAUAGGACCUUCAGUAUAGCACUGAGGUCAUAGUGGUGGUUUCAAACUGGACUGCAUUAUUUUGAGCAGUGUAUAUUCUGAUACAAAAUAUUAGAAACACCUCUCGUCCAGAAACAUAUAACUGAAUUUACAUGAUCAUACAUGUAUAAAUUAAAAUAUAUGUUUUAUUAAACAACAAAAACUGAAGAUUAUAAACUUUGUAAGAUCAUUAGAUUAUACAGAUGUACCUAAUAAAGUGGCCACGAGUGAGUCCAUUUUAGCAAUAUUUAGAAUAUCAGUUAUAUUUUGUACACAAAAGUGCUAAAAUCUGUCUGCUUCGCAUCAUUUAUAAAGUAAUUAGUGGUUAUUGUAUAGAUAUGUAUCUCACCCUGGGUAUAUAUUUUCAUUAUAAAAAUGUCGUUUGGUCAACACCACUAGCAGAUAAUCUGAUUGAGUAAUUAAUAAACUAUUGUCAGGUUAGGACCACAAAUAAAUUCAGCAUGUCCUUGCAGUAAUCUGAUUAUAAAGGUGCUGUGAAGCCAUUGUGGAGGGUUAAUUAGUAAUGUGAAUGUGGAAUUACAGCAGCCUUCAUUAUGUGUAUAUAAGUCUCUACAUUUCUGUAGAUAUUCAGUUAUUACGUUGUUUGUAAUCAGUAGUCAUAUCAAUUUGUUCAGUGUAGUAACAAAUACAGAGUAGAAAGUGGGAAUUUGUCUUGAAUGCAAUGUAUUUAAAUUCGGCUGCAAUAUUUUCAUGCAUUCCAUCACUUUUUAUGACUGUGCCAUUACAGUUCAAACAACAAGUAUGAAUUUGGAUCUGGCCAAACCUGAAGCCAAGAUUGGCAACAAAGCUCCCCUCAGGGCUACCGGCCCUGAAUCCGGCCCACCCCAGUUUAAACAGAGGAGCAGGCGCCAGUUCAAGAGCAAGCCUCCCAAGAGGGGCGUAAUUGGCUUUGGAGGGGAGAUCCCAGGAAUGGAAGGGCUUGGCACUGAUAUAACCAUAAUCUGCCCAUGGGAAGCAUACAGCCAUCUGGAGCUACAUGAACUGGCUCAGUAUGGCAUCAUCUGAGUCUGAUGGAGAUGGAGUUUCUGCACAAUUGACAAAAUUAUGUUUAAUCAAUUGUUUUUUCAAAGAUUUCUUAUUUCAAACUUAGUGUGCCAUGUGUAAACCAUGUUAAUGUGUUGGAAACACGGUAUAAUUUGCAUUUUAAUGCUUUAUUUGUCCCUUUUCAACAAAGAGUAGCAACCAAAACAUAAUCAAAACAGUAAAGUGAUUCAGGCACAUAGCAUGCUACAUCCUGUGCACCUAAAGGAAUAGGGCCAUUUGUUUCAUUUGAUGGGAUCUUUUUCAUUUUAGAGACUUCUAAUUAAUUGUAAAUAGGUCUUCUUGGGCUUUUAAACUUUAAAGGCCCAGUGUGUAAGAUUUGGGGCAUUCUAUUCACAAAAUAUGGAAUAAAAUA
Larimichthys crocea (large yellow croaker) is the source of this 1598-nucleotide messenger RNA. RefSeq names its product retinal rod rhodopsin-sensitive cGMP 3',5'-cyclic phosphodiesterase subunit gamma. The transcript has 3 exons. Gene Ontology annotation, cellular component: photoreceptor outer segment membrane. Gene Ontology annotation, molecular function: cGMP binding; 3',5'-cyclic-nucleotide phosphodiesterase activity. The record is from RefSeq and is a predicted model, not a curated record. NCBI's taxonomy places the organism in Eukaryota, Metazoa, Chordata, Actinopteri, Sciaenidae. The coding region runs from base 893 to 1207 and encodes 104 amino acids. Gene Ontology annotation, biological process: visual perception; positive regulation of epidermal growth factor receptor signaling pathway; positive regulation of G protein-coupled receptor signaling pathway.